CUAUUAUAAAGCCUCCUCACUUCCCCCUCUGCUGCUCAUCUUCAUUCCUCCAUCAACAAUCAUCCUCGUAUCACAACACUAAAUCACUAUCAACACCUUCCAACCUACACACAAACCAAACACAACAAACACCUUCAACAUGUCUGGCCAGCCCCAACCUUCCACUCUCAAGUCUGUCGUCGACUCCACCACUGGUGCUGUCCAGAACGUUAUCGGCAACCUGACUGGCAACACAAGCGACCAGGCUGCUGGCGACCUCAAGAAGCAGAAGGCCGAGGCCGAGCACGAUGCUUCUCACGCUACCGCUAAGCUCCCCGGUGCCACCAUCUCCGGCUCUGGUGCUGCUGCCAAGGAUGACCCCAACCGCACUGAGGGUUCUUGGAACCAGACUGCUGGAUCCGCCAAGGAGACCAUUGGAGGCCUCAUUGGCAACGAGUCCUUGAAGCAGCAAGGCCGUGAGCAGAACCUCGAGGGACGUAACCAAGAGGCCAAGGGUCAGCUCAGCGACCUUGGAUCAGGUAUCGGCGACCGUGUUCAGGGUACUGUUGGAGGCGCCAUCUCCAACCUCGCUGGCGACAAGGAGAAGGAGGCUCACUACGACGAGCUCCGUGCCGAGGGCAAGACCCGCCAGCGUGGCGUCGAGCACGAUGUCCAGAAGCAGGCUGAGGCUGAGCACCGUGGUUAAAGUAUGCUGCGUUGCUACGAUGAGCAUCAGGCUAGGACGAGCAUGAGAGACGAUGAAACAUGAUACCCAGAGUUGAGUUGAAUGGAUCUAGGAGAUCCUACUGAUAGCAGUCCUAAUAAACACUAUGAAUAUUUACCUUUCUGUCCCACUACUAUUGAUUGUUCUCGACGUAGAGCUAAUCGUGAGAAUAUACAAAGUAUACUUUGGUUCCACGAAUAUUGAUGGUCAGUGUGACAGCCUUGUCCAAAAGAAGGAUUGUGUCUACAUAAAA
This is a messenger RNA of Fusarium graminearum PH-1, 956 nucleotides long. RefSeq lists its product as uncharacterized. The transcript is spliced from 2 exons. The record is from RefSeq and is a predicted model, not a curated record. Bases 140 to 685 code for a protein of 181 amino acids. NCBI's taxonomy places the organism in Eukaryota, Fungi, Ascomycota, Sordariomycetes, Hypocreales, Nectriaceae.